GGUAGUGGCUACGCUUACGCUGUUUUGUAGCACAGAACACAUUUUUAGGUUAUAGUAUCUGAAUUAAAAUGUUGAUUUCUAAUUAAUAAUUUCCAAUAUUAGCACAAAAUGAAACUUUAUAGCGUCUUGUUUCGACAACAUAUUGGAUGGCAUUUCAAGAAAAACUGGAGAACUCAAGGGAAGAAGGUUGCCAGUGACACAGGAAUUGCAAAAAUUCUUGCAGAUAGAGGGAUACCACUGUAUCAACCAAGAGAUAUAUUGGAUCCUGCUAGAGUAGAUCUAAUCGAUGAAGUUCCUGAUUAUAUACCGCAGCCCGUAAAGUUUGAUAACACCCAUCCAAAUUGGCAUGACCGAAUUUGUCACACAUAUACAGAUAAUGAUGUACUUGUAGAAGGACUGAAGCAAGCUAAAAUUAUUACUAAUACUGUUGAACCUCACAAUGGCCUUCCAUUUUCUAUUGAACUUAAGAAACCAUCAAGCAAGAUUGAUAAUAAUGUGAGAAGUAUUAUUCUAAAUUCUCACCUGUUCGAUGCUGAGCAAGUGAAAUUGCCCAAGAGAAAAGAUCCUGAGAGACCAGCUUGGAACUUCCCCCGCGAUUACGGGGUUUCAGAAAAACGAGUGAACAAGUUGAUUGUUACUAAACUACUACUAGCAAUCGAACUAUUGGCCGAUCAGAAUUUAGUCAAACAGAGGCUUGCUAUUAAUGAUUUGCCAUUCUGGUAUCCAUUUGAAAAAGCAGGAGAACUAUUCCAAUUUCAAUUAACAGGCGAUUGCUUGGUAACAUCGUCUAAUCCUUUACCCCCUAUUUCCUCUGAGACAACGGAAAAUUUGGAAUUGCCGGUAAUGGAUCCAGUGAAAUAUACCGUUAGCUUAAAUGUGGAAAAUAUUUAUGACUUAAAAAACUUAUAUCCGGUAGAGAGCUUUAUACAAAAAUCUUGUCCCCAUACUGUCUUCGUACAUUACAAUAAAACCGAUAUUCGCAAUCUUUUUGAAGAACCUGUGACAGAAGACCAAUUCUUGGGACGGUCAUUGCUGAAAGCCUACACUGUCGCUGCAUCGUAUGCGCGCCAGAAAUUUGGAGAUGUGAAAGUGUUACCUCAACCAGUAACCGUUCAGUGUAUUCAUACAGAUGGUCAAAUUUUCCAUUUUGGUGUGAUUCAGCUAAAUACGUUGGAUACGUCGAUUGCAAGUAAAAUAAAAAAUCUUUGGUACCAGACACCAAGAAUGCAGUUGUUUGAGUCGUGUGGUUAUAAACGUGGCCGGCCUAUGUUGGAAGGGUAUAAUAGUGAUGUAUUUACGCAUUUAAAUGCAUUUUAUAAUAAUGUGUGAUAGAAAUAUAGAAACUGUCACUAAGUAAA
Molecule: messenger RNA, 1358 nt
Organism: Photinus pyralis (common eastern firefly)
Lineage: Eukaryota; Metazoa; Arthropoda; Insecta; Coleoptera; Lampyridae
Gene: mRpL37
Product: 39S ribosomal protein L37, mitochondrial
Exons: 5
Coding region: 109-1329 (406 amino acids)
Biological process (GO): translation
Cellular component (GO): mitochondrion; ribosome
Molecular function (GO): structural constituent of ribosome
Source: RefSeq, a predicted model, not a curated record